Messenger RNA from Mytilus trossulus (common blue mussel), 824 nucleotides. Its product is annotated as bifunctional protein GlmU-like. The record is from RefSeq and is a predicted model, not a curated record. The transcript has 3 exons. NCBI's taxonomy places the organism in Eukaryota, Metazoa, Mollusca, Bivalvia, Mytilida, Mytilidae. Bases 200 to 637 code for a protein of 145 amino acids.
GCGAAUGCUCUUGGCAUCAAUGUCAUUCAAAAUACUUCUUUAACCUUAAAUAUAAUCAAUUUAGAUAUUGAAAUAAUUUACUUCUCUUUCAUAACAUUUGUAAAUUGAUUAUAAUUAACCAUCAACAAAAAUGAUUUUAGAACUAGUGUAUUUUUGGUGUUAAGUUAUUUUGAAUACACGUGUUUGUGCUAAAAAAAACAUGGAGCCAGUGAUACCGUGUGUACCAUGUCCUGUUACUUGCUAUCCUUUGAGACUUCAUCCUGGACAGGAAAUUAAAGAAUCACUUAUCAGCUUUGUGAAUAAGAAUAAAUUGAAUGCAGCAUUUAUAAUGACUUGUGUGGGCAGUGUGACACAUGCAUCUCUACGGAUGUCAGACAGUAAGACGGUAAAGGAAUAUGAAGGUAGUUUUGAAAUCGUUUCUUUUGUUGGAACGCUUUCUGCAGGCGGCCAUCUACACGCCAGCCUAAGUGACAAGGACGGCAACGUAUUCGGUGGCCAUGUGAUGGGUAAUAUGAUUGUGUAUACUACUGCAGAGAUUAUGGUUGGUGAGUGUUCUGGAGCUUUGUUUAGCAGAGAACAUGAUACAACAACAGGUUUUAAAGAACUUCUCAUAGAAAAACCUGCACAAGAGGGUUAGUGUUGAUGCAAUAAUCAAUUCGAAACUUUGCACUUGUCGCAAACAAAACAAAAGUAAACCAAAUGUCGUAAACGAGCCGGUAUUUAUACAUGACGAUUAUGCUUCAUAUAACAAUUUCUUUUUAAAUUACCAUGUUUAAAAGGCAUGAUAUGAACACACAUUUUACUCUCUUGAAUUCGAAAAUAUU